GAGGAAUACCUGCGCGUGUGCGUGUCUGUGCGACUGCGUCAGCAGCAGUAGCAGCAGCAUCGGUGACAGAGACAUGAAUUUGCUCUACAGCCUGCUUAUGGCCAGUUUAACUAACUCGAGGUGAACUCGUUAGUUUAACUAACGAACAGCACCGAACCAGACUGAGAGACACUUAACCUCAGAGUAAUGUCGUCACCUGUCAGAGGAGGACACUCCUGAGGCCAGCAGAUGGAGUGGGAGUCAUCAGACGACAGACAGGGAGGAUCAUUGUGCGACCCCCUUGAUUUAACCAAUUCUUCUGAGCCACCAACCACCAGCAACAUCACAGAACAUGAGUUCUCAUGUCACUGUUGCUAUGACAUCUUAGUGAACCCCACCACUUUGACCUGUGGCCACAACUUCUGUCGCCACUGUCUGGCUCUGUGGUGGGAAUCCUCACGCAAGAACGAGUGUCCAGAAUGCCGGGAGAAAUGGGAGGGUUUUCCUAAAGUCAACAUACUGCUGAGGGAUGCCACUGAAAAGCUGUUCAGUGACGUCAUUCAGCAGAGAAGAGCAGCAGUCCAGGCAAACCCAAAAGUUUCCCGCAGCCUGUUGGCCUUCCAGAGAUAUGGCGACAACUUGGGCAGAUCCAGGACAAACCAGCACAAAGGAGCGGGCUUCUUCUUCUCUGGUGUCUUAUCUGCACUCACCUUUGUGGCUGUAAUGGUGAUGGUGUAUCACUGGAGCAGCGGUGUGGUGGAGCAGCACGACCUGCUCAUCACUAAACCAGUGUCUCACUGGACGGCAGAGGAAGUGGUGUCCUGGCUGGAAAACCUGGGGCCCUGGGCCCAGCUUUACAGUGAAGCCUUCCAGCAGGAAAACGUCAAUGGAAGGUUACUGUUAAUGCUGGGCGAAGAGGAGCUGUUAAAGCUGCCUUACAACAUUGAAAGUCAUGCCCAUCGACGAGCUGUCUUAGCUGAACUGGACAGAGUUAAAGUUCUGGGGGUCAAACCUCCACAAAAUCUCUGGGAAUACAAAGCGGCCAACGCUGGGAAGUCGUUGUUUUUGCUGUACGCGCUGAAGCGAUCGCCUCGUCUCACGCUCUUCUACUUGUAUUUGUUCGACUAUGCGGAAACCUUCCUGCCCUUCCUGCACACCUGCUGCCCAGCCAUCGCGCACCUCGACCACUCGGUGGAGAGCAGCUUCCUCAACUCACAGUUGGAGCCAAACUGGCGGCAGUGGGUGGAGUUCCUGGUGAAGUAUCUCCUGCUUCCGUACCAGCUUAUAGCAGAGUUUGCGUGGGACUGGUUGGAUGUCCACUACUGGACGUCCCGCUUCAUCAUUGUUAACGCCAUGCUGCUGUCUGUGCUGGAAGGCUGUACACUGUGGAGACUGUUGACAAGAGCCAGGAUCAGGGCUCUGCCAGACAAGAUGUGGAACCAUCUGUGGAAGAUGCUAUCGCAGGGGUUUGCAUUCGCUCUGCUGUGGCCAUUCGUCCCACAGUUUGUGUGCAACUGUUUCUUUUACUGGGCAUUAUACUUCAGUCCCAUUGUCAAUAUAGACAUGGUAGUACAGCAGCUAAUGCACCCGGAAACACAGGCGCCGUAGCAACUGGGGCUCAGUGGAACGACACACGACUCAAAUGCAGUAAAUGGGUAGAAAGCCAGAAUGCUGGAUGUUUGCCAGGCUGGCUUUGAGCUACUCUAGGAGAGAAGAAAUAUGAGGAGAAGCUGUGAAAGGUCUGUCAUCAUGCUGACGGAGACCCUAUUACUGUGGACUAGUACACAAAUCACAUUACCUAUGCUAUACCUAAUUACCAGAAUGCUUGAGAAGGUAAAGAUACAGAAGAUAAGUCAUGUUCAAACACUGGAGGCAGUGAAGACUGGCCUUAUGAGGAGUUCCCUGACAGUUUACAGUGUUGUAGUACUGUAGUACUGCUGUUGAGACAGCCUCAGUCCAGAAUAAGGGAAGCUUUGUUUUUUUUAUUCAUUUACAUACCUGGUUACUGACAGUAGAAGAAAUCAAGGACACAUUUAUUUUUGUCUAACUUCUAUAUUCAAAAAUCAAAUGUCAUUUUUUUGGCAUGUUAGCCACAAUCAUUUACAGGAACAACUAUCAGUUUGAGUAAUGUGGCAUUAUCAGUGUAUGCAAGUCCUUAUUCUGUAUUCUUUGGUUGGCACUGUCGCUCUUACGGCGACUGAUCUUGGUACUGGAGUUCAAAGAUUUUGCAAGCUUAUUUGAUACCACAGCUGUUCACCUACUGUUGGAAAAAAAAGAACAAAUACUCAACAUUUAUGUUUUCUUACAGGAUUUGGGCACAUAAGAUUUGAAAUAAAACUGAGAUGUGGAUCUUUUUUUAUGUUGAUAACUUUAAGGAGAAACAGCUUGAUGCAUAUUUUAUUUGAUUGUACCGCAGACAAAGAUGGAGUUGCACUUUUCUUUUCUUUAAUUGUUGAAGAUGAAUUUUCACAGUAUACAUUUCCAUGUGGAGGGUGACAAGUACUCAUCAAGGACAGAGUUUUUUGUUUUUUUACAUUACACUUGUUUGCACUUGAAAGUUCUCACACUGUGAUUUUGUUCUUCAGUGUUCUCUAAUGCCAUAGGAAAAAUAAAGAUUUUUAAAUGUUAA
Molecule: messenger RNA, 2608 nt
Organism: Solea senegalensis (Senegalese sole)
Lineage: Eukaryota; Metazoa; Chordata; Actinopteri; Pleuronectiformes; Soleidae
Product: bifunctional apoptosis regulator-like
Exons: 9
Coding region: 229-1587 (452 amino acids)
Biological process (GO): proteasome-mediated ubiquitin-dependent protein catabolic process
Cellular component (GO): nucleus
Molecular function (GO): metal ion binding; ubiquitin protein ligase activity; protein binding
Source: RefSeq, a predicted model, not a curated record